This is a messenger RNA of Microdochium trichocladiopsis, 589 nucleotides long. RefSeq lists its product as uncharacterized. The coding region runs from base 160 to 513 and encodes 117 amino acids. The transcript is spliced from 3 exons. The record is from RefSeq and is a predicted model, not a curated record. Gene Ontology annotation, cellular component: cytoplasm. Lineage: Eukaryota; Fungi; Ascomycota; Sordariomycetes; Xylariales; Microdochiaceae.
AAGACCGAAGCAUAUGAGCCCGAGCUGGCAACGAUCAUCAAAGCUUGCCGCCGCAAGCUCAACACCGGCGUCGGCAAUCGGUUGUUCAAGAAAUGGCGAGGCUUAGAGCAUCAAGAGGAGCGCAACGGACAGUACCGCGUGAUCAUCCUGGGAGCGCUCAUGAUGCGUGCUGGUGCAAAGAUCCGUGCGCAUGAUAUGGAGCACCUCCGCGAGCUCGUUGACAAGAUUCCAAGUCGCCCGAGAUACUCCUUGCCACACCUUGACAGCGGCUUCCGUGAUCCUGGUAAAGUCCAGUUUCUCGUAGCACUGGAGAACUACAAAGCAGGCACACCUCGAAGCUUCGCCGACCCUAGCUGCUAUAAGUGUGGUAAGAUGCAAGUCGAUACUGGAAAUGCCCUGAAGCAAUGUGCAGGCUGCAAAAAGGUCUGGUAUUGUGAUCGCGAUUGCCAGAAAGGUCACUGGGCCGAUCACAAGGCAGCUUGUGCCCGGAGUAAGCGGAGCGCAAAUGUCUAGGCUUUGGCCAACAUCAGAAGCGUCGGUAAAGCUUCCUGGGCGAUGGCCCUAACACCUACCACCUGGGUACACUGGC